This is a messenger RNA of Danio rerio (zebrafish), 3978 nucleotides long. NCBI's taxonomy places the organism in Eukaryota, Metazoa, Chordata, Actinopteri, Cypriniformes, Danionidae. The record is from RefSeq.
AUGGUGGUGUUUUUAAGCAAAAAUGUUCGGUCUCUGUUGUCAAUCUUCAAGAAGAAGGGUCAGAAGCAGGAUGAGCAAAGAAAGCUGACUGUACACUACACUGCUUCCCAGCACUACCAGGAGAAUGUGUUCAUAGAGGGGAGCAGGCCAAAAUAUCUGGAGGACCUGCAUACAGAGGCUCAAGAGGGACUGAAGAUACUACAGCAGGAGGAGGAAGACACAAGCUCAAAAGAAAGGAAUGAAUCGCUUGAGAACGAUAGCACCUCAGGACACUCCAUCAUUUCAGUGUCGACUGCCUCAGCAGUCUCUACACGUCCAGUGCUUACACGUCAAGGUUCUACAUUUAAGCCCUUAAACCCUGUUAAACGACUGGAUAAGUCCAAGAGACGGAGUCGAAGAACAACUAUCAUGGGAAUACCACAGCAAGUUCAAAGAGAACUUGAUAUGGCAAGAGGAACUAUGCUGCAGCAGCUUCCAAACAGAGGACAUGACAGUGAAGAUGAUUCAUCUGGAACAGUUGUUCUACAAACAAUUGAUGGAGAUCUCCCAUCUGUAAAUCAUGAAGGGGCUCGUGUACACCUGCAGAACAUUGAAGUCCUUCAGGCAUCAAGAGAUGAAGACUUGCUUUUGAACCACAUCCAUUCUGUCUACCAAGAUGAGUUAAACAGAAAGCUUGGACUUGGAGCAUGCCCUACACAGAGGCCUAAGUCACUUGCUGUGCCAGGGAUGACCACUUACUCUUUCCUACAAGAGCCUCAAGGCCCUGUUAUGUCUAUUUCUCCACAGGCAACAUAUUUAUCUAAGAUUAUUCCAAAUGCAGUUUUGCCAGCUGCAAUAGAUAUCAUUGAAAUCAAUCAUGAUCACAACCGAUGCAGUGCAAGUACAGCUAGCAAGGGUAGUAUGGCAUCAGCUAGCCCAUCUUCUUCACGGUCUGGAAGUGGGACAAAUCAAGCUCCUCCCACUACUAGUCCCAGCAGGAGCAAUUCACAAUCAUCGGAGACUAUAGUCUCUAAUUCAUCCACAAUCUCUUCAAAAGGAAAGUGUCUACCAACCUUUGAUGCUGACAGCGCCAAAGACAUUUCGGUUUUAAUCCCAAAGGACAUGAGUGUUUCGAGCUCAAGCAGUUGGAAAAGUUCUGAGGGGAAAGGUACAAAUCACAGACUGAACCCCAGAGAGUAUGGUGAUGCAGGGGACAAUGUCAGAAACAGCCAUUCGUUCUCCCGUAGUCUUUCUGUUAUGAAGACAAAAUUACCACCAGCACCACCUCAGAGAACCUACUCUCUGCAUCAUGAAAACAUGCAGAGACAGAGAGAGCAGGGAGACAUACAAGAUCCCAAAGAUGUGGCACCAAAUAAUAAUGAGCAAACAAACAGAGAUAUCAGCAGUACAAAAGAAAAUCAUCAGUCCGCUAAAAACAAGAAGAGUUCAGUCCAUUCUUUAGAGCUUAGAUCAGACUUCCACACAACUGUGAAAUCUAGUCCACUUAGUCCUGAUCAAGUUUUCACUGGAAGGCAUGCCAGAUCAGGUAACUCAUCCCCACAGAAAACUAGAGAAUGUGGUGAAAAUUUUGAUAGGACUUUGUCUCCUUCAAGUGGCUACUCAAGCCAAAGUGGGACACCUACGCAUUCCCCUAAAGAGGUCAGUCCCUCCUCACCUGGAAAGAGAAGAGUAAAGCCUUCAAAACCUGAGAGAGUAUGUGCAAAGACUUCACCUGUGGUUUCGGUGUCUUCAUCACUAACAUCUCUGUCUUCAGUCAUAUCAGAUACAGCACAUCAGGACAUUCAAACCAAUACCACUUCAUCGGAACCACUCAAAUUCUCCCCUCCACUUACAACAGUGAAAAACAAAGUUACACCUACACACCAAACUAUUGCUCUUAGGACACUAUUCAACAUUCCCCCACCACCCAAGGUAAAAGCCCCAUCUCCCCCACCCCCUGAAACCUGGGUUCAAAAUAAACAGACCCUUGAACUACUAUGUGGCCCAGGCCCAAACAUCCAUAAGUUGGAGUCAUUAAUAAGUAAAACUCAAAAUAAAAAUUCAAUGCAAAUCAAUGAACAAGUAAUUCCAAAGACACAGACAACAGAAGAAACUAAGACUGAGAACACAGUUGUAAAAGAGCUAACUAAAUCUGCAUCACCACAAGUGCAUAAACAAAUGAUGGUAGAACCUCCAGAUGUAAGGCAUACAGAAAAGUCCAUUUUACAUAAUGAAUUAAAAAGUCCAGAAACACUUGCAAAGGUAAACCAGAUCCCUCACACACAAGAUGAGAAAACGAUAGAGGACCAAAAGGACAGAUGGAGUCAAACACUUCCUACAACAAAUGUACCAUCUAUUAUAGUUGAUCAAAGCAUGCUGUCACAAACAAACUCUAUAGAAAAAACAAAAGCUGCAACUGUGAGCAGCAAUGAGAACCAAAGAAACUGCAUUGUUACCGACAUCGUGAAUCGUAUAUCAGUGCAAACACUCAAUAUAGAAGUACCUGAGGUCAAUGGUGUUUCUCCACCUCCUUCUCCACCUCCAGAACACCACCCUCCUCCCCCACCUAUUAAAAAGAUGUCAGACAUGUCAGUGUCUAUACCACCUUCCGAAAAGGAGGAACAAAAGCAAGUGGAACAAGUAACUUUCCCAGAGUCUUCUUGGCCUCCACCUCCACCACCAAUGGAAGAGUCAACUGAAUUGAUGUUUGAGGAACAAGAUGAGCUUGACUUCCCUCCACCACCCCCUUCAUUCAUACAUGAACCCAUGUCAGAGAUAUCUGACGAUUUUCAUGAAGAGUCAUGUGAAGAGGUCAGUAUAAAAUUAUUGUCAACGAAUGUCUCAGAUAUGGACAGUAGUCCAGAACAAGACUCAGAAAGGCAUACCAUUCUGCCAAAAAGAAUUGUACAAAACAGUGUGGAGGUCAGACAACAAGACAAGUCUUCUGACAGUGUAUCAGAAUUUUUGGAGGACCAAGCUGAAAUAGAAAACACAAAUGUAGCCUCUACGAUAAUAUCCAGUCAUUUACCAGAUAAGAACUUACAUGAGAAGGAAACGCUGGUUUCCACUAGCAUUCCACUUGCACCUCCUCUUCCUGUAGAAGAACAAUCUACUAUUAACUUCCGAAAGCAACUGAGCUUUGUAGAUAAAGACAACAGGAGCAAAGAACUUCUCUGUCGACACAAAAGCACACCUAUUCCAAAGGAGGAUGCCAACAUUCCACUCGUCACACCUUCUUUACUCCAGAUGGUGCGACUAAGAUCUGUAAAUGUUGGUGAAGACCAAGUAAACAACGAUUCCAAACCAAGUACUGAGCCUACAACAAAUGAGGAUCAUAGUAUUUCUAGUCAAGUAACACCACAGAAGCCUAUUCGCAGAUCCCUAACUUUGAAGUCCAACUCACCUGCUAAGUCGUCCUCUGCUUCAUCCGCAGUCCCAUCCAUGUGUCUUCAGGAGGCCAUACGUAUGAAGACUGCAGCAAUGUCCUGCAGUGGAGUACCUGCAAUGCUAAAUCUUCGCUCAUCUUCAGGUAGCAGUGCUACUUCACCCGUGCCAUCUCCUAAAUCACCAGACGGAUGUGACUUGCUAAUGUCCCCUGCAUCUACAGCCAGUUUCAUAUUCUCCAAAAGCACAAAAAGAGUUGUGAUUGAAACACCUACUUCUCCUGAUGUUCAAGCAAGCCUCAAACAGAGUCUUGCAGCUGAGAUAAUGCAGGUUUCCGACCAAGCCAAGACGAUGAUUACAAAUGGAACAAAAAAGCCAAUUAAGGUGCCGCCACCUGUUGCUAAGAAACCAGUGCAUGGAAGCAAUCCUCCAAACAAGAUGGAAAAUGCAACACAGGAUAAGACGGAGAUCUUGACAAAUAAGCAAAUAAUGAGGGUUGAUGUUAAUGGGCAAAGUGAUCAAGUGCAUCCUGCUGGCCAGCGAGCACAAUCAUUAGGGAACCAGGAACAAGCAAGUAAGGAAGCAUUCGCAAUGAACAUGUCAAUUUGUGCAUGA